CUGUGCGCAGGAAGCCGCGGAGUUGAGCUUUCGGAGCGCUGCUGAUUCCGCUGACAUCUCGGCCGGGAAUGUAAAUGACUGCACCUCUUGUUUCCUCCGUGACAUCUUUCAAAGAAUUUUUGCAAAGGCACAAAUCACGUUGAGGAUUGUUUGAACGAAGCUGGAGGCAAACAAAGUUGAAGAACAUGUUGUAAAAACAAGAGCCAAAAAGGAAGAAAAGCAGGAAACCUGCAGUUCUAGAAAGGCUUGGAAGUGGACACCUGAAAAAGGAAGGCUCCAAAGCCUCUCUUCACAUAACAGCCAUGCCUUCAACUCUCACCUACACCAUUCUCCUCCUGGUCUUCCUGCUGUCCAAGACCUCCUCCUCUUCUUCUCCUCCCUCUUCACCUUUCCUUUCUUUCUCACCACCAGAAGGAGGGCUCACGCAUUUGGUGGUUCACAAUAAGUCAGGUGAGAUUUACCUGGGUGCUGUCAACUGGAUCUACAAGUUGUCGAGCAAUCUCACCAAGCUACGAAGCCAUGUUACUGGUCCUGUGACAGAUAAUCCUCGUUGUUACCCUCCGCCCGGCGUCCAGUCGUGCCCUCAUGAGCUAGUGCAGACUCCCAAUAUCAAUAAACUUUUGCUGCUUGAUGAUGCCCAUAACCGUUUAAUUGCCUGCGGAAGUACUUUCCAGGGAAUUUGUCAGUUCCUUCGUCUGGAUGAUUUGUUCAAACUCGGUGAGCCCCAUCACCGUAAGGAGCACUAUCUGUCCAGUGUUGCUGAGUCAUGUACCAUGUCUGGGGUAGUGAUCCCCCCAGAUGCUUUCGGCGGGGGAGGGAAGCUUUUCCUCGGCACCCCCAUUGAUGGAAAGUCGGAGUACUUUCCAACUUUGUCGAGCCGUAAAUUAACAUCCAACGAGGAGAAUGCCGACAUGUUCAGCUUUGUCUACCAGGAUGAAUUUGUAUCCUCGCAGCUGAAGAUUCCAUCAGACACGCUAUCCAAAUUCCCAGCGUUUGACAUCUACUACAUUUACGGCUUUAACAGUGAGCAGUUUGUCUAUUAUCUAACUUUACAGCUCGAUACCAAACUCACUUCACCCGAUGCGGGCAGUGAGCAGUUUUUCACCUCGAAGAUUGUACGGCUUUGUGUGGACGAUCCCAAAUUCUACUCCUACAUUGAGUUCCCUAUUGGCUGCACCAAGGAUGGAGUGGAGUAUCGCUUGAUCCAGGAUGCUUAUUUGGCUCGACCGGGGUCCCGUUUGGCUCAAUCGCUUGGUAUUCAAGAGCAUGAAGAAGUUCUUUUUGCUAUAUUUGCCCAAGGCCAGAAGAACAGAGCCAAGCCACCCAAGGAGACUGCUUUGUGUCUGUUCACAAUGAGACAGAUAAAAGAGAAGAUUAAAAUGAGGAUUCAGUCGUGCUACAGUGGAAUUGGGAUACUCUCCCUGCCUUGGUUGCUCAACAAGGAGCUGUCCUGCAUCAACUCGCCUUUGCAGAUUGACGAUAAUUUCUGCGGACUUGACUUCAACCAGCCUCUGGGGGAUACCACUACCAUCGAGGGGGUGCCGCUAUAUGUGGAUAAGGAUGAUGGCAUGACCUCAGUGGCGGCUUAUGACUACCGCGGAAACACCGUGUCGUUCAUGGGCACUCGUAGCGGGCAUUUGAAAAAGAUCCUUGUCAACUCUGUUACCCAGCCUCCUUUGCUGUAUGAAAACGUCCUUGUGAACAACGGCAGUCCUAUCCUGAAAGAUUUGCUCUUCAGCCCAGAUCACCAAUACUUGUACACUCUCACUGAUCAACAGGUUACACGAGUACCAGUGGAAAGCUGUGAGCAGUACACAUCCUGCAGUGCUUGUCUGGGAUCAGGGGACCCACACUGUGGCUGGUGUGUGCUUCACAACAUAUGUUCAAGAAAGGAUCACUGCGAGCGUGCGGAGGAACCUCAGCGUUUCACCACUAGAGUGGAUCAGUGCGUUCGACUCUCUGUCCAACCUGACACCGUCUCGGUCACCAUGUCAGAAGUGCAGUUAUCUCUUCAGACCCAGAAUGUGCCCAGUCUGUCUGCUGGAGUAAACUGCUCUUUUGGAGACUACGUCGAAACAGAAGGACGCAUCUAUAGUGGUCGGAUCUUUUGCUUGUCCCCCUCAGCAAAAGAGGUGGCUCCCAUCACGCAAAACCAAGGUGACCGCCGUGUAAUAAAACUGUAUCUGAGGUCAAAGGAGACUGGGAAGACAUUUGCCAACGUUGACUUUGUCUUCUACAACUGCAGUGUCCACCGAUCGUGUCUUUCCUGCGUGGAUGGAAAAUUCCCUUGUCACUGGUGCAAAUAUCGCCACAUGUGCACGCAGGAUGCCAGUGACUGCUCCUUCCAGGAGGGACGUGUCAACACUUCACAGGAGUGUCCUCAAAUCCUGCCCUCCACUCAGAUCUAUAUCCCUGCUGGAGUUAUGAGGCCAAUCACGCUCCUGGCACAGAACCUGCCCCAGCCACAGUCUGGACAGAGGAACUACGAGUGUAUUUUUCACAUUCAAGGCAACACGCUCAGUGUCCCGGCCCUGAGGUUCAACAGCACAAGCAUCCAGUGUCAGAAGAGCACAUAUGACUACGAGGGCAGUGACAUCAGUGACCUCCCAGUUGAACUUUCCGUGCUGUGGAAUGGAAAUUUUGUCAUCGACAAUCCCUUCAACAUCCAAGCUCACCUGUAUAAGUGCAGGGCACUACGUGACAGCUGUGGCAUGUGUCUGAAGGCAGACCCACGGUUCGAGUGUGGGUGGUGUGUCCUGGACAAGAAGUGCUCCCUCAGGCAGGAAUGUACUAUUGGUGGGAGUUCCCACCUACCGCUUCAGUUGACUGACGGGGGAGGCUGGAUGCAUGCUGCUUCUGGAAACAGUAGAUGUAUCCACCCCAAAAUCACAAAGUUGUUUCCAGACACAGGACCCCGCCAAGGGGGAACGCGGGUCACCAUCUUGGGAGAAAACCUGGGUUUGCACUUCAGAGACAUCAAGACGGGCGUCAGGUUAGGCAAGGUGCCCUGUGUCCCCAUCGAGACAGAGUACCUGAGUGCCGAAAGAAUAGUGUGUCUGCUGAAUGAUGCUACAGGAUACAGAGUACAAGAAGCUCAGGUGGAGGUGUGUGUGAGAGACUGCAUUAAUGACUACAGGGCCCUCUCCCCCAGGCCAUUCACUUUUGUGACGCCAUUUUUCACUGGCAUCCAGCCUUCUCAGGGUCCAAUUUCUGGGGGCACCCGUGUCACUAUAGAGGGAAGCUACCUCAAUGCAGGCAGUUCUGUGUCUGUCAGCAUUGGUCCGCAACCCUGCCAUUUUAAAAAGAGGAAUGCCCAUGAGAUAGUGUGCAUAACGCCAGCUGGCCUGUUUCCAGGAAGUACACCUGUCUUGGUGGACAUAGAUGCCGCCGAGCUCAGAAACCCGGAGGUCAAGUUUAAUUAUACUGAAGACCCCACUGUGCUGAGGAUUGAACCGGACUGGAGCAUUGCCAGUGGUGGAACUCUACUGACAGUGACUGGGACUAACCUGGCAACCAUCAAGGAGCCAAAGAUCAGGGCCAAAUAUGGGCAGGCAGAGUCUUUCCACAACUGUACAGUAUACAACAACUCAAUCAUGGUCUGCCUCGCUCCAUCUGUGGCAGACUCCGAGCUGGGCUUUUCUGAAACCGGCACUGGUCCUGAUGAGAUCGGGUUUUACAUGGACAAUGUGAACUCUUUGCUGGUGGUCAAUGAGACAUUCAGCUACUACCCCGAUCCUGUCUUUGAACCGCUGAGCUCAUCGGGGAUAAUGGAGCUCAAACCCACAUCUCCAUUGAUACUUAAGGGUCGUAACCUGAUCCCAGCAGCCCCAGGCAAUAGUCGUCUGAAUUACACGGUGUUCAUCGGUGAAACUCCAUGCGUCCUCACUCUGUCUGAGAGCCAAUUGCUGUGCGAGUGGCCCAACCUCACAGGACAACACAAAGUCACGAUCCGAGCCGGCGGGUUCGAGUACUCCCCGGGUACUCUUCACAUAUACUCGGAUAGCUUGUUGACACUGCCUGCCAUUAUCGGAAUCGGCGGUGGCGGCGGGAUGCUCUUAUUGGUCAUCAUUGCUGUGCUAAUAGCUUAUAAGAGAAAAUCCAGAGAUGCUGACCGCACCCUUAAACGUCUUCAACUACAGAUGGACAACUUGGAGUCUAGAGUGGCAUUGGAAUGUAAAGAAGCUUUUGCUGAACUUCAGACAGACAUCCAUGAGCUAACACAAGAAUUAGAUGGCGCCGGAAUUCCCUUCUUGGACUAUCGGACGUAUGCCAUGAGGGUGUUGUUCCCGGGCAUUGAGGACCAUCCUGUACUCAAGGAGAUGGAGGUACGGGUCCAGGCAAAUGUAGAAAAGGCUCUGACUUUAUUUGGCCAACUGCUGACAAAGAAACACUUCCUACUGACAUUCAUUAGAACGCUCGAAGCACAAAGGUCAUUUUCAAUGCGGGACCGAGGGAAUGUGGCAUCUCUUAUCAUGACAGCCCUGCAGGGGGAGAUGGAGUACGCCACGGGAGUCUUGAAGCAGCUUUUGUCUGAUCUGAUUGACAGAAACCUGGAGAACAAAAACCAUCCCAAGUUGCUUCUCAGGAGAACGGAAUCUGUUGCUGAGAAAAUGCUGACCAACUGGUUUACAUUCCUUUUGUAUAAGUUCCUCAAGGAGUGUGCAGGGGAGCCUCUUUUCAUGCUUCACUGUGCCAUCAAGCAGCAGAUGGAGAAAGGACCAAUAGAUGCCAUCACAGGAGAGGCUCGCUAUUCUCUUAGUGAGGACAAGCUCAUCAGGCAACAGAUUGACUACAAAACGCUGACAUUGCACUGUGUGAACCCAGAGAACGAGAACGCCUCUGAGGUGACCGUUAAGUGUCUAAAUUGUGACACCGUCACUCAGGUUAAAGAGAAGCUGCUAGAUGCUGUCUAUAAAGGCAGUCCCUAUUCUCUCAGGCCUAAAGCUUCGGACAUGGACUUAGAAUGGCGUCAAGGUCGAAUGGCCCGAAUUAUUCUGCAGGAUGAAGACAUCACAACAAAAAUAGAUAAUGACUGGAAAAGACUCAACAGUCUGGCUCACUAUCAGGUUACAGAUGGCUCAGUGAUCGCACUGGUGCCAAAGCAGAACUCAGCCUAUAACAUCUCUAACUCAUCCACCUUCACCAAGAGCCUCAGCAGAUACGAGAGCAUGCUGAGAACAGCAAGUAGUCCAGACAGCCUUCGAUCACGAACACCCAUGAUCACCCCUGACCUGGAAAGUGGAACUAAAUUGUGGCAUCUGGUGAAGAACCACGACCAUUCGGACCAGAGGGAGGGCGACCGGGGCAGUAAGAUGGUGUCCGAGAUCUACCUGACCAGGCUCUUAGCUACAAAAGGCACAUUACAGAAGUUUGUGGAUGAUCUCUUUGAGACCAUAUUCAGCACAGCCCACAGAGGGAGCGCCUUGCCGCUGGCCAUUAAGUACAUGUUUGACUUCCUUGACGAGCAGGCGGACAAACACAACAUCACAGACUAUGAUGUCCGACAUACCUGGAAAAGCAACUGCCUUCCUCUACGUUUCUGGGUGAAUGUGAUCAAGAAUCCUCAAUUUGUAUUCGACAUCCAAAAGAACAGCAUCACAGAUGCUUGUCUGUCCGUAGUCGCCCAGACCUUCAUGGAUUCCUGUUCGACAUCUGAACACAAACUGGGGAAAGAUUCACCGUCUAACAAGCUUCUCUAUGCUAAAGACAUCCCAAACUACAAGAAUUGGGUGGAGAGAUAUUACGCCGAUAUCUCCCGUAUGCCAGCUAUCAGCGAUCAGGACAUGAGUGCCUACCUAGCAGAGCAGUCCCGCCUGCACCUCAGCCAGUUCAACAGCAUGUCUGCACUACAUGAGAUCUACACUUACAUCAUCAAAUACAAAGACGAGAUCCUAUCAGCGUUACAAAAAGAUGAGCAGUCCCGAAGACAGAGGCUACGUGGCAAGUUGGAGCAGGUCAUUGAUACCAUGUCUUUGGCUAGCUGAGGGCUGAACUGCUCACUUGUCUGUAACGGCCAGGCAAGAAGCCUUCUCGUAGACCGCUUUGUGCUCCCUGACAUGUGAAAUCUAAGCUUGUCAACGUUCGGACAACAAAUGACAAGUAAAGGAAACUACAAGGUCAAGGAAGAGAUGGCAAAGGAUGGAAUUAAAUAAUUACUUUUUUUUUUUAACUGAGCUGUAAACCAAGCCUGGAACAACCAAAUUGAGUACUCAACCUUUUUGACUCCUGUCCAGUUUGGUGGUUGAGUUCUAUGGACGUAAUCAGGACCAUGACCGAGGUGCAAAUUCAACAGACUUAAAUUGUGAGAAUUGAGACAAAAGAACUUGAUCCCAAUUUGGGAUUUCCCUUUCCUGUUGCCAUUUUCCAGUGUGACUCCUCAUCAGGAUGGAUACUGAGGAGGAAGAACUGGAAAAAUUCUUCCUCUGGCACUGAUUAAAAAACAAAACAAAAACAACUCCAUACCUUCCGACAAGGAGUCCUUAUAUUUAAACUGUUUGAUUUCUCAGUUUUAAUACCCCGCUUUUGGUUCGUUGACACGUUUGAUUCCAUCCCCACCAAACUGCCUCCUCUCCUUAGUGCUGUGCCACUCGUGUUUCUGCUGAAUUUGCACAACAAAGCUAAAACAAAAAAGAGCAAAGGAUAUAUGAACACAUUUAUAGCUAUAUAAAUAUACACCUUGUCGUUUGAGUUGACAGAGAUGUUUUGCAUUUUAUGUACAAAUGAUAGGUUUGACAGGAUUUGAUAUUUCUAAGUAGAAAAUGUGAAAAAAAAAAUAUCAAGGAAAAGUCGUAAUGUGCCAUGUUUUACUUUGAAUGUUGUUUAGUGCAAAGAGACUUGUUUUCUUUAGAUAAAAGUAUUCUGAAAUGUUGUCAUAAUAGUGAGACAUAAAAAUAGGUACAUGACAAAAUAGAUAUUUGAAUUGCAGAAACUUCCUAUAUCUCAUAAGGUGUUCCAUACUUUAGGCGAACACAUCAGGAAAUUUUUGAGCCAAUCAUGUACACAUAGAAUCUCCACGUCCAAAAUAGCCAAUUCAGAGCUGAAACAGAAGGUAUUGAUAGAAGCCCUAUUUGUUUAUUACCCAAAACAUACAGUAGCAGAGAUAUUCCAGAUUAACACAAUUACAGUGGGGAAAAUAAGUAUUUAGUCAAGCACUAAUUGUGCAAGUUCUUCAACUUGAAAAUA
Corythoichthys intestinalis (scribbled pipefish) is the source of this 7182-nucleotide messenger RNA. Its product is annotated as plexin-A1-like. Gene Ontology annotation, molecular function: semaphorin receptor activity; protein binding. Gene Ontology annotation, cellular component: semaphorin receptor complex; plasma membrane. Gene Ontology annotation, biological process: regulation of cell shape; semaphorin-plexin signaling pathway involved in axon guidance; positive regulation of axonogenesis. NCBI's taxonomy places the organism in Eukaryota, Metazoa, Chordata, Actinopteri, Syngnathiformes, Syngnathidae. The record is from RefSeq and is a predicted model, not a curated record. The transcript has 33 exons. The coding region runs from base 303 to 5984 and encodes 1893 amino acids.